Molecule: messenger RNA, 397 nt
Organism: Cantharellus anzutake
Lineage: Eukaryota; Fungi; Basidiomycota; Agaricomycetes; Cantharellales; Hydnaceae
Exons: 1
Coding region: 8-238 (76 amino acids)
Source: RefSeq, a predicted model, not a curated record
AGACCACAUGGUCGCGUAUUUGUUUCAUGUCUCGUGUAUUUCCUUGUCGGGCGGCACAAUAGCGGUGAUGGGCGUUGGGGCCGUCCUGAGCUGGAAUUUUAACUCACGAUUCGCCACUCGUCUAACCCGUCAACCGUCUGACCGAUAUCUGCAUAUCAUCCACCCUCACCACAUUCAAGGUGUGUCCACCCUUCUGUGCGUAAGUGCUGUACCGGUAAUCACAUGUGCAUCCCAAUGACUGAUGUUCUUCGUUGCUUAUCGGUCCCUACUUACUCAAAUCUUCGAUUAUGCCUCCUUUAGCUUCAAUUGUAAUACUCCGGUUACUGUGCAACUGUGUUGCGAAAUGGCGGUGCCUUGAGCGCACAUCUGCCGGAAUAUAACCUUUUUUGUCCGCUUC